Molecule: messenger RNA, 868 nt
Organism: Prorocentrum cordatum
Lineage: Eukaryota; Dinophyceae; Prorocentrales; Prorocentraceae
Source: the annotation of a GenBank genome assembly
GGGUCUUCGGGCUUUUUCCCACGGAGCCUUCCCAGAGCCGCCCUCAGGCGGUGGGGGGUGGGGUCGGGUUUUUGGCGAUCAGAACUCGGGGUCCGAGCUGUUCGUGAAGCACUCCGCAGCGGAGGAGAAGAGACCGGUGCCGGGGGCCCUCUCUCGUUUUUGCCUUCUUAGGCCUGCCGGGACGGGAGGCCCUCGUCGCCACCGAUGGAGUUGCUUCGAGAUUUUGGUCAGAACGCGCCCCUGGCGAGCUCUGGGGAGCAGCGGUGCCGAAGGAUCGCGCCGCAUCGCCAGUACAUCGGCGAUGCCUGUUCAAUGUGGAGCCCGACUUUCUCCACUCCGAUGGCGCAGAUGCAUCGCUGGCAUCGCCAGUGCAUCGCUGGUGCAUCGGCGAUGCGUCGGCCAUGGGGCGCGAUCUUCCGAUGUCAUUCCCUGGGACCCACUUUUGGGAGGCCUCAACAGGAGCUGGAGGACUUUGUCUCGGAGAUGCGCUCGCGCGUGACCGCGCCGGUCCUCGGGGCGACGCUGGCGCAGAGGCUCGAGAGGCACAACGCCAUGCAGGAGCAGUCCGCCGGCGGCUUCCUCCAGGCCCUUGACCAGGCUCGUGCCCGCCGGGCAGACACGCCCGCCUGGCGCGCGCGGCGCGUCACGCUCGGCACCAGGCUGCGGCAGGCCACCCCGAGCGAGAAGCGCGAGGACCAGCUGCUCGCCGCCCGCUGCAAGGGCGGCUGCAAGGGCAGCCGGAAGGCCUCGGGUGUUCGAUCCCGACGUCUCUUCGCGUUGCAGAUGUCCGACGAGGUGAUUUGUUGAAUCCCAGUGUUUUGUAUCGAUUUCGGCCUUUGGGGCUCACUGUCGGGGCCUCUUCUUGUUG